Molecule: messenger RNA, 936 nt
Organism: Psylliodes chrysocephalus
Lineage: Eukaryota; Metazoa; Arthropoda; Insecta; Coleoptera; Chrysomelidae
Source: the annotation of a GenBank genome assembly
AUGCCUCACGUGGAAAUUAUUUUUAACCAAUUACAAAAAGUAUUAUGCACAGAUUCUGUUAAGGUCAAGAAACAUUUGGAUAAUUUCGAAGCAGCAAUUCAAGGUAUACGGGAGCAAAUGGGCAGCAUUAUUGACAAUAUUCAAGGAAAAAUAAACACGUCGCAAGAAGAAACUGGUGAACCAAUAAGAAAAAAGGCACGAAUUGAAGAGAACAGCAGAAAACGCGAAGCCUUAGAAAUAUGCGAAGCCGUUUUAUUGCAAAUAAAAACAAGGGGUCACAAUGAAGCAAGUAGAUCCGCCAAUCGAGGAGAUUACAUGGACCUUCUACAUUUUUUAGCAAAAUACGAUGAUACCCUAAAACAUCACUUUAUUGAUUCGACGACUUUCCGAGAAACAGGUGUUUCCGUUUAUGCUGAAGACGAACCACUUGUGGAACCAGGAACAUCACAAAUAUUGAUACCUCCUAAGCGAUCUUUGGUAAAUAUUUUUGACGAUAUAGUUCAAUGUCCGAAACAGAAAUUUAUUUUGAAUAAAAAGAAAAGAGAAUAUACACCUAGUGUCAUUACUUGUGAUCGUUGGGUUGAUUAUUAUGAACUAAAGGAGCAACAGAACAUUGGAAAAGAAAAACUUAAAGAAGAGCAUAAAAAAGAAAGAGAAGUAAAACGAACAUUAAAAGAAAACAAAUUGAAACAGAAAGAAAAAAAAAAUGUUAAAAACUCUAAAAAGCAAAAGAUAUUUAAUGAUACGAGUUCUAAAGAAAAAGGAGAAUGGGAAGAAAGUAAAAGCAGCAUUGAAGACGUAGACAUUUUUGAAUGUCAAAUUGCAAAAAUAGAACUUCUCCCUGUAGAAAACUUAAAAGUAAAAGAAUUUAUUUUGGCGAAAUUUAAGAGGACCUCAAGGACUUACAAAUAUGUUGCUACCAUUUUAAAAAUUUAA